Messenger RNA from Hirundo rustica (Barn swallow), 11939 nucleotides. RefSeq names its product synaptic vesicle glycoprotein 2C (gene SV2C). Gene Ontology annotation, cellular component: membrane. The record is from RefSeq and is a predicted model, not a curated record. The transcript has 13 exons. NCBI's taxonomy places the organism in Eukaryota, Metazoa, Chordata, Aves, Passeriformes, Hirundinidae. Gene Ontology annotation, molecular function: transmembrane transporter activity. Bases 305 to 2488 code for a protein of 727 amino acids. Gene Ontology annotation, biological process: chemical synaptic transmission; transmembrane transport.
AGAGGCUCCACCGCAACGCGAAGCCCACACAGCCGCUCGCUCCGGUCCGCCCCUCCUCUGGUCUGUCACGCUCGGCGGCUCCUCCGAGAGGCUCCUCUCUUCCUCCCGCAGCUGCACGCCGCGAGCAGGAGGCGGCGGGAGCGGAGGGAGCUGCCGCGGCUCUCCGCCGCCUGUCCCCCGGUUGAAUAUUACAGCUUCACUUGUACCUGGGCUUUUCCCACUGAUGUCCAACACGCAGUAGACAUUCCAAACAAUAUUUGGCAGGUGCCCUUUCAGCUUAACAGCAAUCCUUCUUUGAUACAGGAUGGAGGACACAUACAAAGACAGGACUUCACUAGUGAAAGGGGCCAAAGAUAUUGCUAAAGAGGUGAAGAGGCAAGCUGUGAAAAAAGUGAAUAAAGCAGUUGAUAAAGCCCAGGAUGGCUACACACAGAGGUCCUACAAUCGAUUCCAGGAUGAGGAAGAUGAUGAUGAUUACUACGGCCAAGGAGGAAAUUAUGGUGUAGAAGCUAAUGAUGAUGAAGGAUCAAGUGAAGCAACUGAAGGACAUGAUGAAGAUGAUGAAAUUUAUGAAGGGGAGUAUCAAGGAAUCCCCAACAUGGGGCAGGGCAAGGGUGACAUGGUGUCCUUAGGGCAGUCUAUGCGUGAUGAAUACAAGGAUCGUCAUGAACUGGAAACAGAGAGGAAAGCUGAUGAAGAAGAGCUAGCACAGCAAUAUGAACUGAUAAUACAAGAAUGUGGCCAUGGUCGUUUCCAGUGGGCCCUCUUCUUUGUGUUAGGAAUGGCCCUAAUGGCUGAUGGCGUUGAAGUGUUUGUAGUUGGAUUUGUGUUGCCCAGUGCUGAAACAGAUAUGUGUAUACCCAAUUCUGGAUCAGGAUGGCUUGGUAGCAUAGUGUACCUUGGGAUGAUGGUGGGGGCAUUCUUCUGGGGAGGCUUGGCAGACAAGGUGGGAAGGAGACAAUCACUCCUGAUAUGCAUGUCUGUCAAUGGAUUCUUUGCCUUCCUUUCAUCCUUUGUCCAGGGCUAUGGCUUCUUCCUCUUCUGUCGCUUGUUUUCUGGAUUUGGGAUUGGUGGAGCUAUGCCAACAGUUUUCUCCUAUUUUUCGGAAGUGCUUGCUCGGGAGAAACGAGGUGAACACCUGAGCUGGCUCUGUAUGUUUUGGAUGAUUGGUGGCAUCUACGCUUCCGCAAUGGCUUGGGCAAUAAUUCCUCAUUAUGGAUGGAGUUUCAGCAUGGGCUCUGCCUACCAGUUCCACAGCUGGCGAGUAUUUGUGAUUGUCUGUGCACUGCCUUGUGUCUCUUCUGUGGUUGCCCUCACCUUUAUGCCGGAAAGCCCACGGUUCCUGCUGGAGGUAGGAAAACAUGAUGAAGCUUGGAUGAUACUCAAGCAAAUUCAUGACACAAACAUGCGUGCUCGUGGCCAGCCCGAGAAAGUCUUCACUGUUACCAGAAUUAAAACACCCAAGCAGAUAGAUGAGCUCAUAGAAAUAGAGAGCGAUACUGGAACUUGGUACAGGAGGUGUUUUGUAAGAAUCCGCACGGAGCUCUACGGUAUUUGGCUGACAUUUAUGCGAUGCUUCAACUACCCAGUGAAGGAUAAUACGAUCAAACUUACAGCUGUGUGGUUCACCCUGUCUUUUGGCUACUAUGGCUUAUCUGUCUGGUUUCCUGAUGUCAUUAAACAUCUGCAGUCAGACGAGUACGCAUCCCGAGUGAAACAUUUCCGCAAUGAGGAGGUCUCACAUUUCGUCUUCAACUUCACACUGGAAAAUCAGAUUCACAGCAAUGGAGAAUACAUCAAUGACAGGUUUAUUAUGAUGAAGUUUAAAUCAGUAACCUUUGAAGAUUCACUCUUUAAGAACUGUGUUUUUGAAGACAUUACUUCACUGAAUACAUACUUCAGGAACUGUACUUUUGUGAAUACCACCUUCUACAACACAGAUCUCGAGCAGUAUAAAUUUGUUGACAGUGAAUUGAUAAAUUGCACAUUUUUUCACAUCAGGACAGGAUGCCAGAUUUCUUUUGAUGAUGACUACAGUGCCUACUGGAUCUACUUUGUUAAUUUCCUGGGAACUUUGGCAGUGUUACCAGGAAAUAUUGUGUCUGCUCUCCUGAUGGAUAGAAUAGGACGGUUAACGAUGCUAGGUGGUUCCAUGGUUCUUUCUGGCAUCAGCUGUUUUUUCCUGUGGUUUGGGACCAGUGAAUCCAUGAUGAUAGGUAUGCUGUGCCUCUACAACGGCCUCACCAUCUCAGCAUGGAACUCUCUGGAUGUCAUUACUGUGGAGCUCUAUCCUACAGACAGAAGGGCAACAGGCUUUGGCUUUUUGAAUGCACUAUGCAAAGCUGCAGCUGUACUUGGAAACCUAAUAUUCGGUUCCCUUGUUGGUAUCACCAAAGCAAUCCCUAUUCUCCUUGCUUCUACGGUUCUCGUAUGUGGAGGUCUGGUAGGACUUCGCCUUCCUGAUACAAGAACCCAGGUGUUGAUGUAACUGGAAAAAACAUUCACUAUUUAUUUCCUUCUUUGUACAAAUGUCUGAUGGUGCAAAGGCUUCAGAUUCUCAACACACAGUAGAGUGCUCAAAUGUCAGAAAUCAAACCCAGAAGAUGCUUUUGAGUAGCAGAGAUUCAGCAAUCUCUGCAUGAAAGUUCUAAAUUUCAGUUUUGUUUGCUUGCAUUUCUUGCUAUUCAAACAUAUUUCACUUCAAAGUGCAAAGCUACCUCUUAAAACAGUUUUGGUGACAUAUCCAGGAAGGCGAAAACCAUGCUGAUAAUUAGAUAUUUAAAAUGUAAGUAGUAAAAUUGUUUCAAAAACACAUGCUAAAUUUGUCUCUGGCAUUGUGAGCUUUAGUAACAGUACAGACAUGCAAGUCAAUUACUUGGCAGUAUUGGUGCAGGGAAUGUUAAUGUAUCAAUGCAUGCAGCAUUUAUCAGGAAACUCAACUGAUUGCAUCAGUACUGGGAACAGAGACUUUCUGCAGCCGUGCUUAGGUGGGAAAAACUCAUGACGAUGACUCUUUCUUGGGAAACAUUUUUAUACAGAUUCAAUCGAAGUAAAGAUUACCAACUACACCCCAUACUGGCUGAGGAGAAGGCAACAGCUACUGCAGGGAAUUUGAAAGUCCAUAUAUGUAUGCAACAGAGAGAAUGACAAAAUUAACAUUUUCCCUUUUUGCUGCUGAUGCUCCAGAAAAAAAUUGUUUUAUCUUCACUUGUUGCAUCUGGAAUGUUUUUUUCCAUUUUAAAUAGUGAAUGUGUCUUAUUCCAGGAAUGAAUGAGUGAAUGCAAAUAGUUUUGCUGUUGUUAGUGUGAAUAAAGGAAGAAUCAAGCCAUUGAACUAUAUGAUAAGAAAGAUACUUUCAGAGGUUUAUUUGGAAUUUAUAUAUGUAAAUACCUUAAUUUUUUCAUAGUUUCUACACUUCUCAAUAUAACCAUCUUCUUGGCUGAUUUUUAAUAGUUUCAGAAAUGUCUGGCCACUUAAUAUUUUUAAAUAUCUUCUUGAAAAGACACUAAGAAAUAAGCCAUGGCAAGGCUGCAGGGAGCAGUAAUGUUUUUUUUUAGACCAAGUGCAUAGGUGGAAAGCAAAUGGCAGUAAACAUUCCUUCUGUGCUGUGGGCUGUUCUGAUUACUGGAAAAUUCCCCAUCAUCAUAAUGAUAUGCAAAAGGUUAUGGGGAUCUCUUUAAAAUAUCAGCAUUUCAAAUUUAAUACAGAUACAUUAUAAAAUUAUCAAAGAAAAGAGGCAGAUGCUCUGAUGACAAAAAUUGACAUUGCUUCCAGUGGAGCUAAGACAGCUUGUAUCAGCUGAUUAACUAUCUGCAGUUUCAAGUGUCAAAUAACAAAUUUGCUAUAAAACAUAUGGAAAAUUUUAUUCAGUAUUUUUUUUUUCUAAUUAUGCCUGACAGCAUUUUUUAGGUAGAUGAAUCACUGACAGAUGAUUUUUCUCUUGCUCUUAGAUGUGAACUUGGAAUUGGGUAGUAAUAUCUGGCGGUAGAGUCUUUAUCGUUCAUCAUCUUAGUCAUAUUAAAAUAGUCAGUAAAUGUCUAUGUAAGAACAUCAUUCAGCACAUUUAUAAUUCACUGAUUAAUCUACUGAUUCUAGAAGUGACAUUUUCAGUUACUAACAAAAUGUUUGUAACUACGCAUGGUAGCACAAAAAAUGUUAGCCCAAGAUGUUGUUUUCUCCUAUGAAAUGAGAAAAUUGGCAGAAUUAAGAAAGCAGGUGUAUGAAAAACUGGGGGACAUUAUUUUGAUGCUGAUAAUUUAAAUAUGCUAUAGUAAGAAAAAAGUUUAGGAAGUGUAUUUAUUUUGGAGUGUUAAGAUAUUUGAGAUUAAAUAUUUUGUGUUUAAAUCUGACUUAGACAUGCCUCUUAAAUUUCUAAACUAUGCUAAUAAAUGAGAAAGAAUUAUUGUUCCCUAAGUUCUAGAACAAAAUUCUUUCCUUAGUUUUCCAUCUGUGGCUUUUGUCCACUAGUCACAGCCUUAAUAUUAUUCUAAGGCUGUUUCCUACAACUAAUAAUAUAUUUGAGACCCUUUCCUCCGUACAAUUCAUUAGUAGCACAUGUUCAACUCCUUGCACGUACUGCACAAGUUAUUUUGAAAUCUGAAGCCUCUGUACAUAUUUGGAGUAAACAUCAACAACAAUGGUAAAAUAUUGCUUUGUGUUGCUAUGCACUGUCCUCUUGCAGUAGUAUAUUCUGUCCAUCUCUGCAUGUAAUUCCCAUAACACUCAGAUACGACACCUCACACCUUCUGACCAGCUUGAAGGAAAUGGGCCACAGAAAAACAAUAUUCAUCUUUUGAGGGCUAUGAUUCAAGUUUAACACCCUCUAAUCUCACGACAUGUAAAAUUAUGUUGAUUUUGGUGUUGGUUUUACCGUAAAUCCUGACUAUAUCAUAGAUCUGUGAUUAAGUCUGGAUGAAGUGGAAUGUAGCAACCACAGGAAUUAGCAGAGAUUUUUAAAAAUGGGCACAGCAUGAUCCAGAAUUAAAAUGUUGUAAGGCAGAAAAAAAGAAUAAUGGGUAGGAAUUGGAAGAAUAAGUAAAUUAAAGAGAUGAACAAAGGAAAAAAAAAAAACAAGGACAAUUCCAACAUAUGAAACAAAAACCUAAAGUUAGAAUUUUCCUAGAUGGUAAGCUAGCUGGCUCAACAGAUUUGAGCUAUUGUGCAAGCCAACACAAAGCCGUUUGAACAAUGAAUAGUUUUUGCUUGAGCGCAGUAAAGAUUUAUUUCAUAAAGACAAAAGAGUGAAUGCAAUUUCAUGCUAUAAAUGACUUGAUGAGAUAGGUGAAAUCCACAGACUGGAAGAGAAAUCUAUGGAGAUCUGGACACAAAUGUUACUCACAUUAAAAGCAAAAGUAAUUUGACUGGUCUUCAACAAAUCUGUCUUUUCUUGCAGCCUCCAAAGCAAUCACAGGUAAUAAAUAUUGAACAGAAGGAUCUGCACUUCCUUUCUAUGUCUAUUCGCUUACAUGUCACACAAAGAAUCACUUAGGGGCAUGGCUAGAUUCCUAAUACACCAGAGAGAAGAAAACUUAAUAGCAUUUGUGUUUUACAGUUACAAAACAUACGUAAUCAAAACUGCUUAUUUGUCUGUUUUAAUCGCAGAACUGACUGCUACCUAGAAACCCCAUCAGUCUAAACUGAAGCAGGAUAUUAUAACAUCUAGGAAUUUUCUGUGCAGUUGAAAAUCUCACCCCAAUGGCAGCAAUGACAAAAAGCACAGCGGCUCCUGAAAAUACACAAGGCUCUCACAGCACUUAGAAUGCUGUUAACCAUGACAGUCAACUAUUCUGAAAUUUGGAAACUGUCCACAAAAGAGACCACAUGUUUUCAUUUUUGGCAAGAAAAUUUUAUUUGAAUUAGUUUUACUCCUUACAGGUUGUCUAAUAGUAGAACUUGACUUAGCAGACUCUCAUUUCUUGAAAGCAUCUUAUUCAUCAUGUCAGUGUGCUUUGGCCAGCUUGGUUAUAUCCAUGCUAGCUCCUUGUUUCUUGGAAGCAUGUGCUACAACAUUUGGGAACCAUUGCGUUGGUUGUUGAGUACAGGCUCCUAGAAAGGGAAGUAGGAAAAUAUGUUCACAGUGGAGAGCUGAACAGGAAAGGUAAUGAAAGAUUUCCUGGGAAACCUUCUUCCUCUAUGCUCGAUUUUAACUCUGUUCCCUUACAGAGUUGUGUACUACAGAAGCUGGGCACUGAUGGAAAAGAGUUAGCUCUCCUUCCGGAUGGCUCCAGUAGUCUACUCCUCCUUAAUCAUUUUGGGAAUAUGGGUGAAAGUUAAGGUUGCUAACUCAAGCUCUUGCUCUCUCUUUUUGCCAUUCCAUUCAUUCCAUCCCAAAUUACUUUUCUUACUAGGAGUAAGAAGCCUUAAGAUAGUCAAAACUCUCCCACCUGCUUCUGGCUUCCCAGUAACAUCCAGUAAGAAGUUUUGUUACGUAUCUUUGGCAUUUUGGUUAUGCAAAGCAGCCUUAGAAGUCCUUCUGAGUAUGAAUCUCCCCUUUUGAGAUAGCCAGACUCCACAUUUCCUGAUCUAUCAAGAAGGCUGGCCUAAUACGAGGAGAAAUGUCCUCUCAGAAUGGCCUGUGUUGACCCCCUGAUUUGAGGGAAUCUUCUUGCUUGUGCACCUAGCUCAUCUUCGUUUGGAGGAAAUUGCAUUCUGUAUUCCUUUUUUUCUUUUUUCUACGACCUUAUCUUUUGUGUAACUGCUCUUGAGGCACAACAGUGGAUACCAAUUCUCAGCAAAGUAACAUAGUCCUCAGCCCCUCAUAUGGACAGCCUCUGUGUGCUAGGCUUUAUCUCCCUUCCCCAUUCUGAGUUUUAAAUUACUCUUCAUUAGUCAGAGAAAGAUGUUUACAUCCACUCACACCUCUUUUCCUAAACAAGAUGAUAUCAUGCUAAUACAACCUACAAGCCAUGUUUCCUGUUUAAUAACCUGGAAAUGCAAUUGAAAUUUCAAUCACAACAUUAAAAAAUGAAUCCUUGCACUCAGGGGGUCAAAGACACAAGAAGUGAAAACAGAAAUGCUCCACUUCCUCUGGUGUUUUGAAAGAAAACACAUGUUCAGUAAUCAUAUUCCAGAAGAAAACACAUCUGAGAGGCUGCUUUUCUGUAUUUCCUGCCUUCUUGUUCAUUAAACUUACUGUAAAAUAUUAGGUAUGUGCCUGCAUUAGUACUUUUGAAUGCUGCUAGUUGAGAAAACACAGCAUGAAAAUACAGACUUUUGCUUGUACUUUCAAGGUGAGACAUGGUUCAGGCAAUGAUGUGGAAUUAGAAGAGACAUGUUAGCCAGAAAAAUCUGGAACUCAGUUCAAAACCUGAAUUAAAUUGAAAGCAUCAACUUAUAAUGCUACUUGCAGAUCUCACUUACCUUCAUUUAACCUCACAUAGUCUACAAACAGUCCAUGUGCUGCUAUCAGCCUCAUUUGCUUUCUCCUAAAAAUUUCAGAAGUACUGCAAAAUAAAUAAUUUGGAUUCACUAGAUUCACUAUGGAUUCAUUAUCAUUAGCUGCCUCUUUUUUUUUUUUUUUUUUUUUUUUUUGUAGAGGUAAAUUUCCUAUUCCUUCCUGCAAAGAGGAAAGAUUCCUUCAAAAUUUAGUCCCACUCUAGCUGUGUAAGAUUGUCAUAUAGAAUUUCAUCCACAUUCAGGACCUGUUUUUUAAUGAAGUAACUUAGUAUGUAAAAAGCAGCAAAAAGAUAAAUUAGGCCUGGUUUAUUUACUUUUCUUAUUAAACAUUUUGUUGAAUUAUGUACCAAGAUUCUGGCCUGUAAUAUGGAGUUCUGGGCCUUGGAAAACAUCCUGUGGCACUCAAAAUGAGCAAAGCAGUAAUUUUCAGCAGUCUACUCCCACAAGACACACACGAGUUACAUUUAAUAGGGACCAAAACACUUAGGGAAAGGCACAGUGCUUUCUAGGGUAAACAAUCUAUUCUCUUUGACAAAGGUCUAGAACAUAUUGCUCACUUCAGACCACUGCACAGUCUGAUAACCAAAGAUUGGAGAUUACUUAACAACAGAAGUAUUUGGGUAAGGAUGACCUGACAUGAAAGUAUUGUUCUUUCUACCCAGGGUACUCAUGGAUAUACAUUUUAAUGCCACAUAACCAAGAUGAUUUGUAGAGACCUUGCCCCUGCUCUGGCCAUCAACACAUUUAAGUUGUAGUCAGACAUAUCAAUCCACAAGUGAGAGAGAAAGUGAGGGAGAAAAAGAGCUGGCAGGCACUUUCAGCACUCUUUUCACAGCUGUCCACCUAAGAUAAUUUCUCUUGGAUCCUAAGGAUCUGGGUUUUUUGCUUAGGUUUCUGCUUUCUAAUUUUGGACAUCUACCACAUUCAGUGGUCCAGUUUUCACCAGUAGUCGUGACCAAGCAGGCUGAAACUGCUUUAAUGCUAAAGGACAACACUCACAGCUCAUUUACUCUGCAAGAGUCCAGUGUCAUAUGUGUUGUUCCAGUUUCAUUUGUUGUCGGGCACUAGAGUUGUCGGCUAACACUUCUCUUGUACGAUUCUGCAUGUAUUCUUAUCUAUAAGAUAUGUCUUCUAUCCUCUUAAUGUCUGCCUUGUAUGACCAGAUGUAUGCCCAUCCCCCACUGGCUAUGUGCUAAAAGUAUUUUGUGAAUCUUAUGUGGGUCUGACCGACCCAGUUAAAAGCUGAUCCUUCAAAAGAAGAGGGUUGGGAAAAAUAAUGAAAUGGAAUCAAAUUAAAUGUAAGCAAUGAAGAGUUAUAGUUCAAGGUAUAGGCUUCAAUUAUUUUUAUUUUUUCAGAUGUUUUCUUCACAUCCUAGCCUGAAGCUAUAUAUAAUAUUGUAUAUUGUAAAGAAGUAGUACACAGUUAGGAGUGAACACGUAUGCAGACAUAUGUGGGUGAGUAUACACACAUAUGGACACACUCACCUCUAUAAACACUGGCGAAUGUUAAACUUACAAACCGUGUUCUCAUCUCUUCCUCCGUGACGUUACUGUCUUUAUUUUGCAUUGUGCUUUGAACACAAACAACACCCUGCUCCAUUCCACGUGCAGAAACCUUUACUUAUUCAUGUGCAAAAUUGUUGGGAUGCCAACAGUCGUCCCAACUGGCCAUUAGCUUCCAGUCAUUGGAAGGGGAUUCCAAAAAUGGUCUGAAAAAUGAGCUUUGACUUAGCUGUUGCCUUCCCCUGCCUGCCCAGCCCACCCUCCUGCCCCACCACACUGUGCCAAACAGCAAAGCGGCGCAUCACACAAAGACAUUGGUGUUCCAGUGACUAGGAGACACAGCACUCUCAGAUACAUAAACUCCUGAAAGCUAUGGAUUUUGUCUUAUUCAACCAAAAGGCCUUCAAAAUGGUCCAUGGGGAUAUCAACAUGCUAUCUUCUGUGUAACGUAUGAGAAAAUGUCUGUGUUUUUCUGUAUUGUAUGUUUUUCAUUGUUUCUGCAUAUACGGCUGCUGUUGUUCUAGUGAUGUGGUUAAAGAAUUAUUUGCUGCUGUUCUUAUCAGAAAUUUUUGACCAGCCUGAAACAGAGCCAUUGCCAGGGUGUUACUCAAUUAAUGAUUAGCACCCAUGAAGAUCUUCUACAGUAAUUAGUGCCAUAUAAACUCAUGGAUGCUAUAAAUCAAGGCGAUCCAGGGCGAAAAUAUCAGCACAUACCCACAGACCAGUUACAGUGGAAAGAGCUCUUCCAAAAGCUCUGGCAUCUGCUACAUUUCUUCUUUGCUCUUUUCAGGAUGUUCACCCUUUGCAGUACUCUUCCUCUAGUACGGUACAUGCACUCAUGCUUCAGAAGUAAGAAAGCAGACGAAAGGGCAUAUUCCUUUCACAGGAAGGAAUGUAUAUUUGCUAUAGGAAAGCCAGCUCUAUAACAAGAUUAAAACAAACAAACCUUGGACCAACCCAAGCAGCUUGCUAUUCUUUUUUUCCCCCAUGUCUCCUAUGAGUUGAUAAACUAAAUACCAGUGCAUACCAAACCUUUGGGAGGAGACUAAGAAAGGGUAGCGAGGCUUACACGACAGUUCUUCUGGAAAGGAGGAGACCUUUCCAAGAGGAAAACGUGCAGUGAGUGAAACCACAGCAUAUAGUUUCUACUUGUGAUCGCCAACAGGCAGUUUUAAGUAGAAAAUUGUCAUUCAAAUCUAUAGCAGGAGUAGAUAAUACUACCUUUUAUAUAGACAUUUGUAAACAUAGAUUAAAAUCAAUUGCUUGGAAGAAAAAAGAGAAUAUUUAAAGAGCUACUUUCAAAACACAACCUCCCAUCAUCUCUUUGGGACAAACCUUUCAUCGCUUUCCUGUUUCUUCCUGCUGCCAAUCAUCCUAGUAUGGUGACUGAUUCCUUUAGUGCCUCACUAAUGAAAUGAAAGGCUGUAUUGACCUUUGCAACAGAAAUUGAGAGCAGGCAUAAAAUUAGCACUGUACGAAACCUAGUUCAUUUAUGAAUUUUUUUAAAAAUGCCCCAAGCUGCGAGUGUCUGCCUGCAAUGACAAGUCUUCCAAGUGGUUUAGGAUCCUACAAAGUGUUACAUGAGAGAAGCUUUGUAUGUGUAAUCUGAUCCCUGCUUAAAUCAGUGAAGCAAUUUUUUAGGAUCAGGAUCCCAGUUUUGUAUUUCAAAAAUAUCAAGUAUGUGACUGUGUAUAUUGCCAUGCUGGAAUUGCUAUUGUGAGAGAAAUGUGGGUUUUUUCAGCCCUUUUUUAAAGAUAAAUUAUUUUUCCUAUGAAUGUAGCAUUUCACAAACAUUAAAAGAGUUUUAAUAGCAAUGCUGAAAGCUAAGUGAAUCAACUGGCAACGAACGUAUUUUAACCAUUUUCUACAGAAUAUUGUAUUAAAAACCCCAAUUAAAUUAUAUAUAUAUAUAAAAGCUGUAUUACCUUCAACUGCACAACUUUGUGACAACUAAAUUGUAUCUCACACUUGGCCUCAAAUAUAUGUAGGAAUACACUGUAUAAAAUUAGAUGUUUUUUUAAGUGGGCAGUUUCCAUGGCAGUGUAAUGGCAUACGUGCAGAAGUCAGGUAUCAAGGAUGAGGUACCAAAGUAGAGCUCUUGGCCUUCGCUGCAACUUACUGGUAAGGCUACCAAUUUUCUUUAAAAACUUGUUAGACUUUUGCUUUCACUGAGAUUUAUUGGCAUUGUCAGGUUGCUGACCUUCUUAAAAACCUGUUAGCAUUUUCUAAUGCUCAGCAACAGAAGGAAAAGAUGCAUUCUUUCCUAGGUUUUUUUGCAGUUAUUUCCUGUUCCCAGUUUCUGCUCCUAAACUUCCACUCAAAUUUCCAGCUGCUCUGCCAGCUGACUGGCCAUACCAUUUUUCAGAUAGUCUUCAGUCUACAAACACACAGGUACGUUAGUGGGCAUAUGUUGUCUAGAAAAUCAUUACCAUUUCUGACAAUCCCCAUUUCUCAAUGCAAGGUAACAUGUACAUAUUGUAUAUACGGGUAACAAGCUACUUUAAAGUUGAAUUGCUGUUUGAACAUGGGAAUUCGACUUCAGAUCUGCUAAUCUGCAUCAAGAUCUUGGCAAUGGUCCUGACCUCUCUGUUUCUUUCUUUGUUUCCUUUACUGCUGUGUGCACCUGGAAAGCAGGUUACGGUCAUCACUAGUGUAUAUAUGUGUUUGCAUGUGUGUGCCUUGAUAAAUCCUCUUUUGGAGUUCGGAAUUUUUCAUUUCAAGUCCAGCUGGUACAAUUGUGAGCUCAUUUUUCCAGUAUCCUCCUCUGUGUCAAAUUGCCAGCUUCCAAAAUGUUUGACCAAGUGUUUUGAUUAAGUCCUCUGAGGAAAGCUGUCUGGAUAUUUGUGAAAGGGCAUGCUCUGUGUAGGAUGACUGUGUACAGUAUAAAUCUAUAAAAUGUGGAAGUGUUUAUAAAUUUAUCUGCAAAAUAUUUAUCAUCUGUGUAACAAAUGCAAAGUUAUUUAGUGUACAUCAGAUUAAUAAAUGGGGAUGAUUUUUUGCUCUGCUAUAUUAAAAUAAAGAUAUGUUCUCUGCAAUGAAUA